UUACCAUUGAAGACCACAAUGUCACAUCCUGUUUGGACAAACCAAUGGCCAAAUCUCCACAUUCUACCAGUGUGCACUUGCACACUCCCAUUAAUAGAUUAUAAAGUAUUGGAUAGGUGUAGGCAUCGGUUGGAGGGGUGUUUCCACCAUUGUAAAAUCAAUGGGUAGCCUAGUGGUUAGAGCAGGUAGCCUAGUGGUUAGAGCAGGUAGUCUAGUGGUUAGAGCAGGUAGCCUAGUGGUUAGAGCAGGUAGCCUAGUGGUUAGAGCAGGUAGCCUAGUGGUUAGAGCAGGUGGCCUAGUGGUUAGAGCAGGUAGCCUAGUGGUUAGAGCAGGUAGCCUAGUGGUUAGAGCAGGUAGUCUAGUGGUUAGAGCAGGUAGCCUAGUGGUUAGAGCAGGUAGUCUAGUGGUUAGAGCAGGUAGCCUAGUGGUUAGAGCAGGUAGUCUAGUGGUUAGAGCAGGUAGCCUAGUGGUUAGAGCAGGUAGUCUAGUGGUUAGAGCAGGUAGUCUAGUGGUUAGAGCAGGUAGCCUAGUGGUUAGAGCAGGUAGCCUAGUGGUUAGAGCAGGUAGCCUAGUGGUUAGAGCAGGUAGCCUAGUGGUUAGAGCAGGUAGCCUAGUGGUUAGAGCAGGUAGCCUAGUGGUUAGAGCAGGUAGCCUAGUGGUUAGAGCAGGUAGCCUAGUGGUUAGAGCAGGUAGCCUAGUGGUUAGAGCAGGUAGCCUAGUGGUUAGAGCAGGUAGCCUAGUGGUUAGAGCAGGUAGUCUAGUGGUUAGAGCAGGUAGUCUAGUGGUUAGAGCAGGUAGUCUAGUGGUUAGAGCAGGUAGUCUAGUGGUUAGAGCAGGUAGCCUAGUGGUUAGAGCAGGUAGCCUAGUGGUUAGAGCAGGUAGCCUAGUGGUUAGAGCAGGUAGUCUAGUGGUUAGAGCAGGUAGUCUAGUGGUUAGAGCAGGUAGUCUAGUGGUUAGAGCAGGUAGUCUAGUGGUUAGAGCAGGUAGCCUAGUGGUUAGAGCAGGUAGUCUAGUGGUUAGAGCAGGUAGCCUAGUGGUUAGAGCAGGUAGCCUAGUGGUUAGAGCAGGUAGUCUAGUGGUUAGAUCAGGUAGCCUAGUGGUUAGAGCAGGUAGCCUAGUGGUUAGAGCAGGUAGUCUAGUGGUUAGAGCAGGUAGCCUAGUGGUUAGAGCAGGUAGCCUAGUGGUUAGAGCAGGUAGUCUAGUGGUUAGAGCAGGUAGUCUAGUGGUUAGAGCAGGUAGCCUAGUGGUUAGAGCAGGUAGCCUAGUGGUUAGAGCAGGUAGUCUAGUGGUUAGAGCAGGUAGUCUAGUGGUUAGAGCAGGUAGCCUAGUGGUUAGAGCAGGUAGCCUAGUGGUUAGAGCAGGUAGCCUAGUGGUUAGAGCAGGUAGCCUAGUGGUUAGAGCAGGUAGUCUAGUGGUUAGAGCAGGUAGCCUAGUGGUUAGAGCAGGUAGCCUAGUGGUUAGAGCAGGUAGCCUAGUGGUUAGAGCAGGUAGUCUAGUGGUUAGAGCAGGUAGUCUAGUGGUUAGAGCAGGUAGCCUAGUGGUUAGAGCAGGUAGCCUAGUGGUUAGAGCAGGUAGCCUAGUGGUUAGAGCAGGUAGCCUAGUGGUUAGAGCAGGUAGUCUAGUGGUUAGAGCAGGUAGCCUAGUGGUUAGAGCAGGUAGCCUAGUGGUUAGAGCAGGUAGCCUAGUGGUUAGAGCAGGUAGCCUAGUGGUUAGAGCGUUGGGACUAGUAACCGUAAGGUUGCAAGUUCUAACCCCUGAGCUGACAAGGUACAAAUCUGUCGUUCUGCCCCUGAACAGGCAGUUAACCCACAGUUCCCAGGCCGUCAUUGAAAAUAAGAAUGUGUUCUUAACUGACUUGCCUAUUUUAAAUAAAGGUUAAAAUAUGGGGAGUGUGAAAGUGCAAA
Molecule: messenger RNA, 1904 nt
Organism: Oncorhynchus keta (chum salmon)
Lineage: Eukaryota; Metazoa; Chordata; Actinopteri; Salmoniformes; Salmonidae
Exons: 6
Coding region: 161-1879 (572 amino acids)
Source: RefSeq, a predicted model, not a curated record